CACCUCAUUGCUUCCGCCUCGGCCUCCUCAGCCCCACCCCUCAUAACCACUCCCCUAGGUUUCGAGGCGCCGCCCCCCCAUAUUUCAGCCGGGGCAUUCGCCUCCUCAGCGGUCUCUUCUUUCUUCGGCUUUCGGGCCUCUUUCCCUAGGUUUGGUGAGGGAGGGAGAAGGGAAGGCCGGGCGAAGGGAAGGCCAGGCGUGUUCGGCCCAGUCCCUUCGCCCGCCGCCAUGGAGGGAGAGGGAUCCGUUUCUCGUGGCUAUCAGCCGGCCAGCCCGCCCCGAGAGGCCUGUACCUACAGCAGCUGCUACUGGUAAGGUGCCCGAGGCCCAGCCCCGGCUCCGCCCCAGGUCCGGCCUGGGCCUAAGGAAGACGCCUUCUUGGGGCCCUGCCUAGCCCUGGCGCCGCCCCUGGACCCGGCACCCCACCCCGCUUCAGGCUUCUCUCCAGGCGGCCCGAUCUGGCUUUGGGGUAGUCUUGAGGAAGUUCUAGGCUCUAGAGCGCAAAGUUCAUCCUGGCCAACCCUGCCCCCUCCCUUCCUCCCGUGUUACAGUGAAGAAAAUAUCUGGAAGCUUUGUGAAUACAUAAAAAACCACGAUCAAUAUCCUUUAGAAGAAUGUUAUGCAGUCUUCAUAUCUAAUGAGAAAAAAAUGAUCCCAAUUUGGAAGCAGCAGGCCAGACCUGGAGAUGGACCUAUCAUUUGGGAUUACCAUGUUGUUUUGCUUCAUGUUUCAAGUGGAGGACAGAGUUUUAUUUAUGAUCUUGAUACUGUGUUGCCAUUUCCAUGCCCCUUUGACACUUAUGUAGAAGAUGCCUUUAAAUCUGAUGAUGAUAUUCAUCCACAAUUUAGAAGAAAAUUUAGAGUGAUUCGAGCAGACUUGUAUUUGAAGAACUUUGCAUCUGAUCGAUCUCACAUGAAAGAUUCUAGUGGAAAUUGGAGAGAGCCUCCUCCUCCCUAUCCUUGCAUUCAAACUGGAGCUUCAAAAAUGAACCUGGAUGAUUUUAUCAGUAUGAAUCCUGAGGUUGGAUGGGGAGCUAUAUACACAUUACCUGAUUUUGUACAUCGAUUUGGCAGUAAAAACUGAUUUCAGCAUAUGGCCAUGGAAAAUGGAAUAAUUCUGGGGAACAUAUUUGCUUUUCUUUUUGCAUGAUGUGAAUACCAACACAAUCCAGGUUUGUAAAUAGUUUACAUGCAUUUGGCAAAGAAUUAGGUUUUUCUAUUUUACUUAAUGAAAUUGAAAUUUGAGUGCAUAUAUGUAAAGAACUGAAUAAAAGUAUUUUUGUAAAGA
This is a messenger RNA of Monodelphis domestica (gray short-tailed opossum), 1287 nucleotides long. The record is from RefSeq and is a predicted model, not a curated record. NCBI's taxonomy places the organism in Eukaryota, Metazoa, Chordata, Mammalia, Didelphimorphia, Didelphidae.